AUGGCUCAGCUAUUGUGCACAAGAAUUAUCACCCCCAACAUAGCAGAUAAUGAGACAGAGACAUCCCCAGUAUGCCUGGAGCUUGUUUUCAUUAGUGUUUUUUCUAGGAGGAGACUUCAUGAUCUUUCAAGACCUAAAAAACAAUGGGGAGUCCCAGAUAGAAGACUGGUUUGGGGUAACCAAGAUACUAUUUGCCCUAUUUCCCGAUUUGCAUUGAACAGUCAUUUGAACAAAAGACUAGAAAGCCUUGCUGAACCCAAGGAGGUCUUCUACAGAUAUGUACCUGACAGAAUUCAGUAUAACUUUGGCUGUGGUAGACCAUCCGUUAUCUGGGAAAUUCCUUCUCCUGCAUUGUUUGCUCAGCCCUCCAAAAGGCUCCAGAAGCUAGCACAGCCCAACAAAUUCAAGACAAACAUGCAACCAGAUAGUCAACCCAAAGAUCACUUAAACCUUCGAAUAUCUGAUCCUUCUCCUCGAAUAUUACGUCUCUCAAUAGCCAAAGCCUUAGACCCAAACUAUCAACCACCAAGAAAUAUUGAAACCAAGAUUUCUGUUUCAACCCUGAAAGCAAUUGCUAGUCCAAGGAUUAUAGACCUUGCCCAUCCAAGGAAGAAAAUAGAGGGUCUAUGCUAUGAAAGAGAAAAACUUGAGAUACCCAUUCGUCCAAUAUCCCGGGCUGCUUUACAAGCCCAGCUUAGCCCCCGCAUAGUAUCACUUGCAAAGGCUAGGCCUCUUCAUGAAGAUUAUCUGCCAGCCCGUGAAACCUAUUGGCCAGUAUCCUAUGCUGCUAUUAAUUCCAAAGUAUCUCCCAGAAUUCAAGAACUAGCUAACCCAAAUACAAGGUUUCCUAUGCAUAUUGUAUAUUAUGAUCCUGAAGUCUUUAAAGUCAAGCCAAAUGCUUUGAAAGCACAUUGUUCUCAAAGGAUCGAAGAAUUGGCAAUACCUAUUACACGACCAUAAGAGAAAUGGCAAAGCUCCAUCAAAUACUUGGCUACUAUUCUUGGUUCA
This is a messenger RNA of Suncus etruscus (white-toothed pygmy shrew), 1008 nucleotides long. RefSeq names its product theg spermatid protein like (gene SPMAP2L). NCBI's taxonomy places the organism in Eukaryota, Metazoa, Chordata, Mammalia, Eulipotyphla, Soricidae. The record is from RefSeq and is a predicted model, not a curated record.